This is a messenger RNA of Naegleria gruberi, 662 nucleotides long. RefSeq lists its product as uncharacterized. Lineage: Eukaryota; Heterolobosea; Eutetramitea; Acrasida; Naegleriidae. The record is from RefSeq and is a predicted model, not a curated record. The transcript has 4 exons. Gene Ontology annotation, biological process: mitochondrial respiratory chain complex I assembly; electron transport coupled proton transport; aerobic respiration. Gene Ontology annotation, molecular function: NADH dehydrogenase (ubiquinone) activity; 4 iron, 4 sulfur cluster binding; quinone binding. The coding region runs from base 1 to 396 and encodes 131 amino acids.
AUGUCUUCAGUUGAAUUUCUCAAAGCACCUCUUCAUGAUUUGUUUGCUUGGGCACGUGUUGGUUCCAUGUGGCCAGUAACCUUUGGUUUGGCAUGUUGUGCAGUGGAAAUGAUGCAUGCUUCUGCUUCUAGAUAUGACUUGGAAAGAAAGGGUAUCUUCUUUAGACCUACUCCUCGUCAAGCUGAUGCCAUGAUCAUUGCUGGAACUUUGACAAAUAAGAUGGCACCAGCUCUUCGUAAAGUUUGGGAUCAGAUGGCUGAGCCACGUUACUCAAUUUCAAUGGGAAGUUGUGCAAAUGGAGGUGGUUAUUAUCACUUCUCAUAUCAUGUUGUCAGAGGUGCUGAUCAAAUUGUUCCUGUGGAUGUUUAUGUACCUGGUUGUCCUCCAAAUGGUUGAUAGCUUGUGAAGCUUUGAUUUAUGGUAUUUACAUGCUUCAAAAGAAGAUUAAGAGAAAUCCAUACAAGCCAGAGAUUAUGGAGCAAGAUUUCAACAUGCCAGGAAAAGUGUAUCGUCCAACUGAUUCUAAUAAUCAUCAUUUGAAUCAAUUGUAAAGAGUUUAUUCGAAUCUGUAAUGGGCUUGUCCCAACACAAUCAAUAUGGGAAUUUGAAAACUGCUUGUGUCAACAGCAAAUUAGAAUAAUAAAAAUUGAAAAUUUUCUUUA